AUGGUCAUGUUCUGCACAACCCUCAUACUAACACUUUGUACCACGGGAUUGAUAAAAGGUGCUUUCACCAGUUAUGUCUCGAUCGUAUCGCAAGGCGUCCACGAUGUCGCUUCAAAUGACUCCUUUUCCAAGUUGACCCUCUCGGAGACCACCUCGGUUCGAUACCGAAAGCCCGGUUUGAUAUGUGAGACCACCGCAGGUGUCCAAGAGUUUGUUGGUUUUGUUGAUCUGAACGACAAUUCCGGCAACAAUGCGACUGCGAGCUACUUCUUCUGGUUUUCCGAGGCUAGACACAGCGCUUUCACGGCACCUCUCACCAUUUGGCUGAACGGCGGACCGGGCUCAGAUUCCCUCCUGGGUCUCUUUGGUGGUAUGGCCCUGACUGGUGUUCCGAAGAUCGGGCCUUGCAAGGUAACGGAAGAACUGAAUACGACGUUCAACCCGCACUCGUGGUCUGAGGUAUCCAACGUUCUGUUUUUGUCCCAGCCAGUUGGUGUGGGAUUCUCAUAUCAGUCGCAGAAUGGCAGACGCAGCUCCGGAUGGGUCACAGAAACGACAGAAAAAGCCGCAGUCCAGGCCUGGGAUGUACUACAAGCGUUCAUGCAUGCGCUACCUACAAUGGAUCCGGUCAUCACGACAAAGACGGUCCAUCUCUGGACGGAGAGCUAUGGUGGCCAUUAUGGACCUAGUUUCUUUCGGUACUUCCACGGUAUGAACGAAGCAAUAAAAUCUGGAUCGAUGACUGGCAUUCCUCUCAACCUUGGAGUUUUGGGCAUUAGCAGCGGCAUUAUUGACGCCCUUGCUCAAUUUCCCAAGUUCCCAGAGUUUGCAGUAAAUAACACUUACAACAUCUCACUUGUUCCUGGUGAAGUCUCACGCUUCAUGGACUUUGCCUGCCACAUGCCCAAUGGAUGUAUCAAUCAGAUACAGCAAUGUCGCGAGGAGUACCAACGUGACAAACAAAAAGCCUUGCGGACUCCCAUUACAGCGGAUGGCGCCAUACGGUACAACAAGAUGAGUGCAUUCUUUACUAACCGAACAAGCCCCAGGACCAUUGCUCGCUGUGCUGAAGCAACAUAUAUGUGCCGGGACAAUGUAGAGGGCCCGUACUAUUUUUACGGAAGCCGAAACAUGUACGAUAUUCGCCGGCCGGCACAGGACCCGAUUGUCUCUCAGUCGUUUGUGGACUUUGUCAACCUCCAGACGACCAGGGCAGCCUUGGGUGUAGACAGCAUACCGGAGCUCGCGGCGGCCGCGCCAGCCUCGUUUGCCUAUGCCCCGCAAAGCGAGACGGUGUACAACGCAUUUGCACGCGCGGGAGAUUACGUCUUCCCCAGUUUCUUGGACGACCUCGACUAUCUGCUUGAGAACGGCAUUCGCGUGCUCUUGGUGCAUGGCGAUGCUGACUACAUUGGCAAUUGGUUUGGCGGCGAGGCGGUCUCCCUGGCCCUCACGUAUACACAGUCGUUUCUUUUCCAGGCUACGCCGUACACGCCGCUUAGUUUUGACGACCCUGACAGCCCCGAUUAUGGAAGUGGAAACAGAAAGGGGACGGUCCAGGGCAAGGUGCGGGAGUAUGGAAACUUGAGUUUUGCCGUCGUAUACGACGCUGGCCACUUUCUGCCGGUGGACAAACCUGCCCUUGCCCUCGAACUGUUUCGACGCGCCGUGACCAACAUGGAUCUGCCGACGGGACGCGAUCCGACGAAUACUACGGCUGUUCCUUUUGUACCAGACUCGCCGCUGCCAGUAGUGGACGCCAAAACGACACUGCCGUCAUCACCGCACAUGUAA
This is a messenger RNA of Sporothrix schenckii 1099-18, 1794 nucleotides long. RefSeq names its product carboxypeptidase D. Gene Ontology annotation, cellular component: fungal-type vacuole. The transcript is spliced from 9 exons. The coding region runs from base 1 to 1794 and encodes 597 amino acids. Gene Ontology annotation, molecular function: serine-type carboxypeptidase activity. Gene Ontology annotation, biological process: proteolysis. Lineage: Eukaryota; Fungi; Ascomycota; Sordariomycetes; Ophiostomatales; Ophiostomataceae. The record is from RefSeq and is a predicted model, not a curated record.